Molecule: messenger RNA, 468 nt
Organism: Linum trigynum
Lineage: Eukaryota; Viridiplantae; Streptophyta; Magnoliopsida; Malpighiales; Linaceae
Source: the annotation of a GenBank genome assembly
AUGAUUAUAGAGAAGGCACUUGUUUCCCUACAUAACUUGAGAACAGCGGGCAUGGAGGUUAGUUGGCUGUUCCAGAGGCUGGAGCAGAUUCUGAAGGCAAAGCAGCUGAUGGCACAAGUUCCACAGAUGAAAGAAGCUAAAAAUAAAUGUGAUGAGGUGUUCAAGCAGAAGCAAGGGCAGCUUGUGUUGAUGGAGAGAAGGAAGGAGUUGCGGGAAAUCAAGCUACAAGAGCAGCAAAGAGAGAUGGAAGAAGUGGAAAGAAAGCUGCAGGAGAAGAAAAGAGAGAAGGAGGAGCUUGAAAGAGAACUGAUGGAGGAGGAAAAGCAAGUGGAGUGUGCGAAGCUGGAAGCAAACGAUGCAUAUUGUGCGACCAAGCAGGUGGGGAGGAGUAUAGCGGAUGUCUUCCUUACAAUGAAGGCAUUUGCUGCUUCUUGUGUCAUGGACGGACUUCUUCCAUCAGAACUUUGA